Homo sapiens (human) is the source of this 10926-nucleotide messenger RNA. It is a transcript of the gene SPIN2A, whose product is annotated as spindlin family member 2A. The transcript has 2 exons. Gene Ontology annotation, molecular function: histone H3K4me3 reader activity. The record is from RefSeq and is a predicted model, not a curated record. Lineage: Eukaryota; Metazoa; Chordata; Mammalia; Primates; Hominidae. Gene Ontology annotation, biological process: chromatin organization; gamete generation. The coding region runs from base 9979 to 10755 and encodes 258 amino acids. Gene Ontology annotation, cellular component: nucleus.
AAAUUCACAGCUGAAUUCUAUCAGACAUUGAAAGAACAUAGGUACAAAUCCUAUUGGCACUAUUCCACAAGAUAAAGAGAGAAUCCUUCCUAAAUCAUUCUGUGAAGUGAGUAUCACCCUAACACCAAAACCGGGAAAAGACAUAACCAAGAAAGGAAACUACAGACCAAUAUCCCUGACUAAUAUAGAUACAAAAAUCCUUAACAAAAUGCUAGCUAACCAAGUCCAGCAGCAUAUCAAAAACAUAAUCCACCAUGAUCAAGUGGGCUUCAUACUAGGGAAUCAGGGAUGGUUUAGCAUAAGCAAGUCAAUAAAUGUGAUACACCCCAUAAACAGAAUUAAAUACAAAAAUCACCUGAUUGUCUCAAUAGAUGAAGAAAAAGCAUUUGACAAAAGCCAGCAGCACUUUAUGAUUGAAAUCCUCAGCAAAAUCAGCAUAGAAGAGACAUACCUGAAUGUAAUAAAAGCCAUCUAUGGCAAACACACAGCCAACAUUAUACUGAAUGGAGAAAAGUUGAAAGCAUUUCCUCUGAGAACUGGAACAAGACAAGGAUGCCCACUCUCACCACUUCUGUUCAACAUAGUACUGGAAGUCCUAGCAAGAGCAAUCAGACAAGACAAAGAAAUAAAUGCUGUCCAUAUUGGUAAAGAGGAAGUCAAACUGCCACUAUUUGCUGAUGAUAUGAUCAGAUACCUAGAAAACCCUAAAGACUUUCAAAAAGCUCCAAGAACUGAUAAAUGAAUUCAGCAAAGUUUCAGGAUACAAAAUUAAUGUACACAAAUCAGUAGCUCUGCUAUACACCAACAGUGACCAAGCUGAGAAUCAAAUCAAGAACUCAAUCCCUUUCACAAUUGCCACAAAGUAAAUAAAAUACUUACAAAUAUACAUAACUCAGAGGGUGAAAGACCUCUACAAGGAAAACUACAAAACACUGCUGAAAAAAGUCACAGAUAACACAAACAAAUGGAAAUACAUCCCAUCCUCAUGGAUGGGGAAAAUCAAUAUUGUGAAAAAGACCAUACUGUUAAAAGCAACCUACAAAUGUAAUGCAAUUCUCAUCAAAAUGACACCAUCAUUCUUCACAGAACUAGAAAAAACAACCCUAAAAUUCAUAUGGAACCAAAAAAAGAGCCUGCAUAACCAAAGGAGGACUAAGCAAAAAAAGAAAAAAAAAAAUUUGGAGGCAUCACAUUACCCAACUUCAAACUAUACUAUAAGGCCAUAGUCACCAAAACAGCAUGAUACUGGUAUAAAAACAGGCACAUAGACCAAUGGAACAGAACAGAGAACCCAGAAAUAAACCUAAAUGCCUACAGCCAACUGAACUUCAACAAAGCAAACAAAAACAUAAAGUGGGAAAAGGACAGCCUAUUCAACAAAUGGUGCUGGCAUAAUUGGCAAGCCACAUGUAGGAGAAUGAAACUAGAUCCUCAUCUCUCACUUUAUACAAAAAUCAAGUCAAGGUGUAUCAAGGACUUAAAUCCAAGACCUGAAAGUGUAAAAAUUAUAGAAGACAACAUUGGAGAAAUCCUUCUAGACAUUGGCUUAGGCAAAGACUUCAUGACCAAGAACCCAAAAGCGAAUGCAACUAAAACAAAAAUAAAUAAGUGGGACUUAAUUAAACUAAAAUGCUUCUGCACAACAAAAGGAACAGUCAUCAGAGUAAACAGACAAUGCACAGAUUGGGAGAAAAUCUUUACAAUCUAUCCAUCCAACAGAGGACUAAUAUCCGGAAUCUCCUGGGAACUCAAACAAAUUAGCAAGAAAAAACAAAUAACCUCAUCAAAAAGCGGGGUAAGGACAUAAAUACACAAUUCUCAAAAGAAGAUAUACAAAUGGCCAACAAACAUAAAAAAUGAUCAACAUCACCAAUGAUCAGGGAAAUGUUAAUCAAAACCACAAUGUAAUACCACCUUACCCCCCCCCAAAAGAAUGAUCAUAAUCAAAAAACAAAAACUAAUAGAUGCUGGUAUGGAUGUGGUGAAAAGGGAACACUUCUACACUGCUGGUGGGAAUGUAAACUAGUACAACCACUAGAAAAAACAGUGUGGAGAUUCCUUAGGGAACUAAAAGUAGAACUAACAUUUGAUCCAGCAAUCCCACUACCCACAGAAAAAGUCAUUAUACAAAAAAGAUAUCUGCACAUGCAUGUUUAUAGCAGCACAAUUCACAAUUGCAAAAAUGUGGAACCAGCCCAAAUGUUCAUCAAUCAAUGAGUGGAUAAAGAAAUUGUGGUGUGUGUGUGUGUGUGUGUGUAUGCACACACAUACAUAUACAUACAUAUAUAUAUAUAUAUAGUGGAAUACUACUCAGUCAUAAAAAGGAAUGAAUUAACGGCAUUUGCAGCAACCUGAAUGGAAUUGGAGACUAUCAUUCUAAGUGAAGUAACUCGGGAAUAAAAAACCAAACAUUGUAUGUUCUCACUCAUAAGUGGGAGCUAAGCUCUGAGGAUAUAAAGGCAGAAGAAUGAUACAACGGACUUUGGGAACACUUGGAAAGGAUGAGAGGGAGGGCUGAGGGAUAAACGACUGAAAAUUGGGUUCAGUGUAAACUGCUCGGGUGAUACGUGCACCAAAAUCUCACAAAUCACCAAUAAAGAACUUACUCAUGUAACCAAAUACCACCUGUUCCACCAAAAACCAAUGGAAAUUUUAAAAAUUAUUAAAAAAUAAAAAAGAAUGAAGUGUGCUUACGAGAUCCAGAAAAUUGCCUCAAGUAGGGGAAAAAAAAACCCACAGAGUUACUUGCUUUACAGAGGAUGUAGAGAGAUCAGGGUAGAAUGUUUAUUCAAAUAAAUAAUAACAAAAAGUGUUUCAAACCUUGAGAAAAAAUAUAAAUAUCCAAAUACAAGAAUGUUAAAGAACACCAAGAAGACUCAAACUAAGUAAGAUGACUGCAAGGCAUAUAAUAAUCAAGCUCACAAAAGUCAAGGACAAAUAAAGGAUCCUAAAGUCGGCAAAAGAAAAAACCAAAUAACAUGUAAAGGACCUCUGACACAUCUGUCAGCAGACUUCUUAGCAGAAACCUUGCAAGCCAGUAAAGAACAGGAUGACAUAUUGAAAGUGCAGAAGGAAAAAACUGAAAGCUGAGAAUACUGCCAGCAAAGUUAUCUUUAACUUGAGAAUAUCCAGCAAAGUGAUCCUUAAAACAUGAAGUACAGAUAGACUUUCACAGAGAAAAGCUGAUGAAAUUCAUCAACAGACCUGUCUUUCAAGUAAUACUGUGUUCUUCAAUCUGAAAGGAAAUGACACAAAAAGGCAAGAAAUCAUCUGGAGAUCUAAAACUCACUGAUAAAUGUAGACACAUAGAUAAAUUUGGAAUAUUAUAGUACUGUACUUGUAUAUAAACCACUUAUAUCUUUACUGUGAAGACUAAAAGACAAAGCUAUCAAAAAUAAUAACAGGCUAGGCAUGGUAGUUCAUGCCUAUAAUCCCAGCAUUUUGGGAAACCAAGAUGGGUCAAUCACCUGAGAUCAGGAGUUCAAGACCAGCCCAGGCAACAUGGAGAAACCCCCUGUCUACCAAAAAUACAAAGAAAUAGCUUAGCAUGGUGGUGCAUUCCUAUGGUUCUAGCUACUCAGGAGGCUUAGGUAAAAGGAUCACUUGAGCCUGGGGGGCAGAGGUUGCAGUGAACCAAGAUUAUGUCACUGUACUCCAACUUGGGUGAUAGAGUGAGAUCCUAUCUCAAUAAUAAUAAUAAUAAUACGAGCAAUUUUAAGAGACAGACAAUAUAAAAAGAUAUAUAGAAACAACAAAAAGUCGUAAGGGGGGAUGGAGUUAAAGUGUAGCAUUUUUUCAGUUUUCUCUUUUUUUCUCCACCAUCGUCCGAGUUAAGUUGUCUUUAGUUUAAAGCAAUUCGUUAGAAUAGUCUUGCAAGUCUCCUCGUAUCCAUGAAGCAAAAGCCUGUAACAAAUAUACAAAAAAUAUAAAGCAAGGAAUUAAGAUAUACUACCAGAAAAAAAUCACUUAUACACAAAGAAGGACAGAAAUAAAGAAAAAAAGGACUUAGAAAACAAGCAGGAAGCAAAUAACACAAUGAAAGUUGUAAGUCCUUACCUAUCCGUAAUAAUAUUGGCAGUAAAUGGAAUAAAUGAUCUAAUCAAAAGACCUAGAGUGGCUGAAUGAAUCAAAAAAUAAGACCCAAAGUAGAUUCUGUGUACAAGAAACUAAUUUUACUGAUAAAGACAUACAACAGACCUAAAAUUAAAGAAUGGAAAAAAGAUAUUCUAUGCAAAUGGAAACCAAAAUAGAGCAGGAAUAACUAUACUUAUAUCAGACAAAGUAGAUGUCAAGCCAAAAACUGUAAAAAGAAACAAAGAAGGUCAUUAUAUAAUGAUAAAGGGGUCAAUACAGCAGAGGAUAUAAUAAUUGUAAAUAUAUAUGCAUCCAGCACCAGUGCACAGAGAUAUAUUUAAAAAUAUUAGUACAACUAAAGAGAGAGGUAGAUCCCAAAACGAUAACAAGUGUGGACUAUAACACCCCACUUUCAACAUGGUAAAGAUCAUCUAGACAAAAAAAUUAACAAAGAAAUAUCAGACUUAAUCUGCACCAUAAACUUGGAGGACCUCUUACACACUUACAAAACAUUUCACCCAAAAGGAGCAGAAUACACAUUCUUCUCCUCAGCACAUGGAACAUUCUCCAAGACAGACCAUAUGUUAGGCCACAGAAUAAAUCUCAACAAAUUUUUAAAAUAUUAAAAUUAUAUCAAGUAUCUUUUCUAACUACAAUGGAAUAAAACAAUAGAAAUAAAUAACCAGAAUUUGAAAACUAUACAAAUACAUGAAUAUUAAACAACAUGUUCCUGAAUGACCAAUGGGUCAAGGAAGAAAUUAAGAAGGAAAUUUUUAAAGUUUCUUGAAACAAAUGAAAAUGAAAGCACAACAUACCAAAACCUACAGAACACAGCAAAAGCAAUACUAAGAGGAAAGACUGUAGCAAUAAAUGCCUAAGUCAAAAAAGCAUAAAAACUUCAAAUAAACAACCUAAAAAUGCACCUUAAAGAAGUAGAAAAUUAAGAACAAAUCAAACCUUGAGUUAGUAGAAGGAAAGAAAUAAUAAAAAUCAGAGCAGAAAUAAAAUUGAAACUGAAAGACAAUGCAAAAGAUCAAUUAAACAAAAAGCUGGCUUUUUGAAAACAUGACAAAAAUCUACAAACCUUCAGCUAGACUAAGAGAAGACUCAAAUAAAUAAAAUGACAGAUGAAAAAUUAGACCGGGGUGUGGGGGGCAAGGGGAGGGAGAGCAUUAAGACAAAUAGCUAAUGCAUGUGGAACUUAAAACCUAGAUGAUGGGUUGACAGGUGCAGCAAACCACCAUGACACACAUAUACCUAUGUAACAAACCUACACUUUCUUCAGUUGUAUCCUAGAACUUAAAGUAACAUUUAAAAAAAAGAAAAAGAAAAAUGAGACAUUAUAAUAACACAGAAAAUAAAAAAAUUGUUACAGAUGAUUAUGAGCAGUGCCAAUAAAUUUAAAAACCUAGAAGAAAUGGGUAAAUUCCUAGACACAUACAACCUACCAAGAUUGAACCAUAAAGAAAUAGAAAACCUGAACGGACCAAUAAUAGGUAAUGAGAUAGCAAUGGUAAUAAAAUAUCUCCCAUCAAUGAAAAGCCCAUGAUCUUGUGGCUGCACUGCUGAAUUCUACCAAAAAUUUAAGGAAGAACUAAUACAAAUCCUACUCAAACCAUUCCAAAAAAUCAAAUAGGAGGGAAUGCUUCCAAACUCAUUCUUGGAAGGCCAGCCUUAUUCAGAUGUCAUAACCAAAGACACCCCAAAAAAGAACAUUAUACGCCAAUAUUACCAAUAAAUAUACAUGCAAAAAUCCUCAACAAAAUACUAGCAAACUGAAUCCAACAACAAAUUUCAAAGAUCAUUCACAUGAUCAAGUAGGAUUAAUCUUAGGGAUGCAAUGAUGGUUCAACAUACACAAAUCAAUAAACGUGAUAUAUCACAUAAAUAGAAUAAAGUACCAAAACCAUAUGGGCAUUUCAAUAGAUGCCAAAAAAAAUUCAAUGAAAUUUAACAUCGUUUCAUGAAAAAAACUCUCAACAAAAUGGAUAUAGAAGGAGCAUAUCUCAAAAGAAUAAAGGUCAUAUAUGACAAACACAGCUAGCAUCAUAUGAAAUGGGAAAAAACCUGAAAGCCUUUUGUCUAUGACCUGGAACAAGACAAAAUGACUGCUUUUACCACACACAAAAAAAUUAGUUUCAUGGGGUACAUGUGUGGGCUUUUUACAUAAAUACACUGCAUAAUGCUGGGGUUUGGGCUUCUACUGAACCCAUCACCCAAAUAGCUAACAUAGUACUCGAUAGGCAGUUUUUCAAUCAUUCCUCUCUUCCUCCCUCUUUUUGGAAAUCCUAGUGUCUAUUAUUUACAUCUUUAUGCCCAUAUGCACCCAUUUUUUGCCUCCCGUUUAUAAGUGAGAACAUGCAGCAUUUGAUUUUCUGUUUCUGCAUUCAUUCACGUAGGAUAAUAGCCUUCAGCUGCAUCGCUGAUGCUGAAAAGGGCAUGAUUUUAUUUUCUGUGGCUGUGUAGUAUUCCAUGGUGCUUUUACCACUUUUUUUUUUUUUUUUUUUUGAGACGGGGUCUCGCUCUGUUGCCCAGGCUGGAUGGAGUGCAGUGGCAGGAGCUCGGCUCACUGCAAGCUCUGCUUCCCGGGUUCACGCCAUUCUCCUGCCUCAGCCUCCUGAGUAGCUGGGACUACAGGCACCUGCCACCACGCCAGGUUAAUUUUUCUAUUUUUUUUUUUUUUUUUUUUGGUAGAGAUGGGGUUUCACUGUGUUAGCCAGCUUUCACCACUUUUAUUCAACAUAGUACUGGAAAUUCUAACAAGAGCAAUUAGGUAAGAGAAAGAAACAACACCCAAAUUGGGAAGGAAGAAGUUAAAUUCUCUUUAUUUGCAGAUAAUAUGAUUUUAUAUUUAGAAAAAAUCUAAAGAUCCCACCAAAAACGAACUGUAACUAAGAAACUGAUUUUAUUUAUAAAACCAACAUACAAAAAUCAGUAGCACAAAUGCCAACUGUGUAAAAAAAGAAAUCAAGAAAGCAAUCCCUUUUACAAUGACUACAAAAUAUAAAAUACCUAGAAAUAAACUAAACCAAAGAAAUGAAAGAUGUCUGCAAUAAAAAUUAUAAAACAUUGAUACAAAAUAAAGACAACACAAAAAUAGAAAAGUAUCCAUGUUCAUGAGUUGGACUAAUUAAUAUUGUUAAAAUGUCCAUACUACUCCAAGUUAUCUACAUAUACAUAAACUCAAUCUCUGUCAAAACACCAAAGACAUUCUUUAUGGAAACAGAAAAUAAACAGUCCUAAAAUUCAUAUGGAGCUACAGAAGGAUCAGAAUGGCCAAAGCAAUCCUGAAGAAAAAGAACUAAGCUGGGGCAUCAAAUUACCUGACUUCAAAUUAUACUAUAAACCUAUGGGGACAGGCGUGGUGGCUCACACUUGUAAUCCCAGCACUUUGGGAGGCCAAGGCGGGCGGAUCACGAGGUCAGGAGAUCGAGACCAUCCUGGCUAACAUGCUGAAACCCCGUCUCUACUAAAAAUACAAAAAAAUUAGCCCAGUGUGGUGGCGGGCACCUGUGGUUCCAGCUACUCGGGAGGCUGAGGCAGGAGAAUGGCGUGAACCCAGGAGAAGGAGCUCGCAGUGAGCCAAGAUUGCACCACUGCACUCCAGCUGAGCAAGACUCCGUCUCAAAAAACAAACAAACAAACAAGCAAACAAAAAACCUGUGGUAACCAAAACAGCAUGGUACUGGCAUAUGAAUAGACACCACAAAAUAGAGAACUCAUAAAUAAAUCUAUGCAUUUAUAGUCAACUUAUUUUCAAAAAAGGAGCCAAGAACACACACUAUAGAAAGGACACUCUCUGUAAUAAAUGUUGUUGGGAAAACUGGGUAUCCAUACACAGAAGAAUGAAACUAGACAUAUCUAUCUCUCACCAUAUACAACACUCAAAUCAAAAUGGAUUAAAGACAUAAAUCUAAGACCUGAAAUUGUGAAGCUACUAGAAGAAAACUUUGGGAAAAAGCUUCAGGACAUUGGUCUGAGCAACGAUUUCUUGAGUAAGACCUCAAAGCACAGGCAAAGGAAAAAUGGGCAAGUGAAAUCACAUCAGCUAAAAAGCUUCUGCACAGCAAAGGAAACAAUCAUAAAAUGAAGAGACAACCUAGGUAACAAGAGAAAAUAUUUACAAAGUAUUCAACUGACGGGAUUAAUAAUAAAAAUAUGUAAGAAAUUCCAACAACUCAAUAGUAAAAAAUCAAAUAAUCUGAUUUAAAAAUGGGCAAAAGAGCUGAGUAGACAUUUCUCAAACUAAGACGCACAAAUGGACAACAGAUAUAUAAAAAGUAUUCUAAAUCGCUAAUCAUCAGGUAAUUGUAUAUCAAAAUAGCAAUGAGAUAUCAUCUUACCCCAGUUAAAAUGGCUAUUAUCAAAAAGACAGAAAAUAAAAACUGCUGGUAAGGAAGUGAAGAAAGAGGUAUCCUUGUAAAUUGCUCGUGGGGAUAUAAAUUAGCAUAGCCAUUAUGAAAAACAGCGUGGUAGUUCCUCCAAAAACUAAAACUACAAAUUCCCUAAGAUCCAGCAAUCUCACUAUUGGGUAUAUAUCCAAAAGAAAGGAAAUCAGCAUAUCAACGAGCUAUCUGCACUCACAUAUUUAUUUGCAGCACUGAUCACAAUAGACAAGAUAUGGAAUCAACUUAACUGUCCAUCAAUAAAUAAAUGGAUAAAAAAUGUGAUAUAUAUAUAUAUAUAAUAAAAUAUUAUUCCACCAUAGAUUAAGAUUAACCUAACACUUAUUUAACUUUUCAGAUGUUAGCCAACAUAUUGUUUUUAUUGUACACCCAUUUGGUUUGUUGUCCUACAACAUGUAACUGAAAACAUCUUACUUGAUAUAGCAAUCUAAUAUUGUUGAUUAUUUUCAGAAUUAUAGGAUACUGUGAAAAACUGUAACUCACAAAAAAACACACAAAAAUUAAAAAUGACUUCACUUUAUGCGAAAUAGAUAAGGUUUGUUAAGUAUUGUAAUCACAUUCAAAAAUAACUCUUUAAGCUUAAAAUAAGCCAAUACUUCUUCAAAGCAAGGUCUCCAAAUCUAAAAUAUGCCUACAUAAUGCUUUGGAGAAACACUUAAUGUAUGUAUUCGUGAGUGUGUAUGCAUAUACAGAGAAUUAUAUCUGUGAGUUAUGUGAUUGGAUAGAGGUGUGUAUUUGGAAUUAAGAAUCUAUGGAUAGGAAUUUCUGGAACUGUACACAGAAUUCAUAGUUUUAUACAUGUGCAUGUGCUUGGAGAUAUAUAUAUAUAUACAUACAUACACAUUUGCAUAUGGUCGUAAAGGAUUCAUGUCUCCAUAAAUGUAUACACAUGGUAUUUCUAUGUUAAUUUGUAUGUUUCCAAAGAAUGUGAGAAAUGUCUGAAAGAUGGAAAACAGAUGGAGCAAGAGAGCUGAGGGGAGGGGCUAGAGAGCUUGAAGGAUCCAGCCAGCAGAGACAGGAAGAGAGAAAAGGCCACCUACAGGUUCCACUGUUGUGAAUUGUGGAAAGGGAAGGAGGAGCCCAGGAGGGGCCCCAAGAAAAGAAAGGCAGAUCUGCUCUGUGAUUAGAAUGGAAGACAUCACUACUAAGAGGAAACUAACACUGUAGUCUUGUGCAGAAAAAGGGCAGAGACUACAGCCACUGCAUCAGGGACUGGUGGCAGCCCAACGUGGCUGAGGGGUGGCCGCCACCAACAGGGAGGUAGACGGCCAGCGAGCGAAGCGCUGGGGACACCGCUGCAGUGCUCUUUGCCUGUCUCGCCGCGCUCCUACACACGCUCCUCAUCUAUGGAUCCUACCCUCCCCGCUCUUGCAAGCAGUCACUCAGCGAGUCGCCUGUUGACCCUCCUUCGCCACAGGCUCACAGCAGAGGCAGCAUCGAGGUAUCCGAUUUCGGCACGUGAGGCCCGCGAUCCCCGGCGGUGGACGCCAGGCAGGGCAUGAAGACCCCCAACGCACAGGAAGCCGAAGGGCAACAAACCAGGGCAGCUGCAGGACGGGCCACUGGGUCUGCAAACAUGACAAAGAAAAAAGUCUCCCAAAAGAAGCAGAGAGGCCGACCUUCAUCCCAGCCCCGCAGGAACAUCGUGGGCUGCAGAAUUUCUCAUGGAUGGAAGGAAGGAGAUGAGCCCAUCACGCAGUGGAAAGGAACCGUUCUGGAUCAGGUGCCUAUAAAUCCCUCUCUUUAUCUGGUGAAAUAUGAUGGAAUUGACUGUGUCUAUGGACUGGAACUUCACAGAGAUGAAAGGGUUUUGUCUCUUAAAAUUCUUUCUGACAGGGUGGCAUCAUCUCACAUUAGUGAUGCCAACCUUGCAAAUACCAUAAUUGGCAAAGCAGUGGAACACAUGUUUGAGGGAGAGCAUGGUUCUAAGGAUGAAUGGAGGGGGAUGGUCUUAGCUCAAGCACCUAUCAUGAAAGCCUGGUUUUAUAUUACCUAUGAGAAAGAUCCUGUCUUGUACAUGUACCAGCUUCUAGAUGAUUAUAAGGAAGGUGACCUCCGCAUCAUGCCAGAAUCCAGUGAGUCUCCUCCAACAGAGAGGGAGCCAGGAGGAGUUGUAGAUGGCCUAAUAGGUAAGCAUGUGGAAUAUACCAAAGAAGAUGGCUCCAAAAGGAUCGGCAUGGUCAUUCACCAAGUGGAAACCAAACCCUCUGUGUAUUUCAUCAAGUUUGAUGAUGAUUUCCAUAUCUAUGUCUACGAUUUGGUGAAAAAGUCCUAACUGUUAGGGUAAAAUUUGGCACAUGUGUGGAAACAAAUGUAUAAUUUGUAGACAUGCAAAAAAUGUUGCCUUUCAGUGUACUGAAAGCUUAUGGAAUCCCUGAUAACUAAACAUCUUUGCCAGCAUUAACUGUUGUUUUGCUCUAAAAAAUACAAAUUUGUGAAUACAUGA